CUGACAAGCCCGAAAGUCAUUUCCAACCUCAAGUGGACUUUGUUCCAACUGUUGGGGGCGUCGCUCCCCCUCUUCAUGGUCGUGGGCAAACUUCCCCCUCGGCGCCGGUUCUAAUGGAGCCCCACCUGCUCCGACUGCUCCUCGGCCUCCUGCUCUGUGGCACCAGGGUCCUCGCCGGCUACCCAAUUUGGUGGUCACUGGCCCUGGGCCAGCAGUACACAUCCCUAGGCUCACAGCCCCUGCUCUGCGGCUCCAUCCCAGGCCUGGUCCCCAAGCAACUGCGCUUCUGCCGAAAUUACAUUGAGAUCAUGCCCAGCGUGGCAGAGGGCGUGAAGCUGGGCAUCCAGGAGUGCCAGCAUCAGUUCCGGGGCCGCCGCUGGAAUUGCACCACCAUAGACGACAGCCUGGCCAUCUUUGGGCCCGUCCUUGACAAAGCCACCCGCGAGUCGGCCUUCGUGCACGCCAUCGCCUCAGCCGGCGUGGCCUUCGCCGUCACGCGCUCCUGCGCCGAGGGCACCUCCACCAUCUGCGGCUGCGACUCGCACCACAAGGGGCCGCCCGGCGAGGGAUGGAAGUGGGGCGGCUGCAGCGAGGACGCCGACUUCGGGGUGCUGGUGUCUCGGGAGUUUGCGGAUGCGCGUGAGAACAGGCCAGACGCACGCUCGGCCAUGAACAAGCACAACAACGAGGCUGGCCGCACGACCAUCCUCGACCACAUGCACUUGAAGUGCAAGUGUCAUGGGCUGUCGGGCAGCUGCGAGGUGAAGACCUGCUGGUGGGCCCAGCCUGACUUCAGGGCCAUCGGCGACUUCCUCAAGGACAAAUAUGACAGCGCCUCGGAGAUGGUAGUGGAGAAGCACCGAGAGUCCCGAGGCUGGGUGGAGACCCUCCGGGCCAAAUACGCACUCUUCAAGCCACCCACCGAGAGGGACCUGGUCUACUACGAGAACUCUCCCAACUUUUGCGAGCCCAACCCUGAGACGGGCUCCUUUGGCACCAGGGACCGGACUUGCAAUGUCACUUCCCACGGUAUUGAUGGCUGCGACCUGCUCUGUUGUGGCCGUGGCCACAACACGAGGACGGAGAAGCGGAAGGAGAAAUGCCACUGCAUUUUCCACUGGUGUUGCUAUGUUAGCUGCCAGGAGUGCAUUCGCAUCUACGACGUGCACACCUGCAAGUAGCGGCCAGGGUGCUGGGAAUGGGUGAAGUGUGUGACUGGGAGGAUUCACCAAAGUCCCAUGGGAAGCAGGAGCUAGAGGCGGGGCUCGGCCCUCAGCAUCGGACAGCAAGGAAAUGGACUGUUGCCAGAUGCACGUGUGGUAAAUGACCUGGAUCCAACCUGCCCAUUGGCUGGGAGCCU
Chrysochloris asiatica (Cape golden mole) is the source of this 1360-nucleotide messenger RNA. It is a transcript of the gene WNT3, whose product is annotated as wingless-type MMTV integration site family, member 3. Gene Ontology annotation, cellular component: extracellular region. The transcript is spliced from 5 exons. Gene Ontology annotation, biological process: multicellular organism development; cell fate commitment; canonical Wnt signaling pathway. Gene Ontology annotation, molecular function: cytokine activity; frizzled binding. Bases 114 to 1181 code for a protein of 355 amino acids. NCBI's taxonomy places the organism in Eukaryota, Metazoa, Chordata, Mammalia, Afrosoricida, Chrysochloridae. The record is from RefSeq and is a predicted model, not a curated record.